ACGUCAUCAACGUCAGAGGGCGGAGGAGUCAAUCCCAGCAUCCUCUCCCCACCAAAAUGGCGUCCAAAGCAGGAGAAGGCGACAAGGAAUCUCAGGGAUUUGUGGCAAAUUUGCGACAACAGCUUGCAGAUUUGAAGGUCUUUCUUUGGGAUCCGACUAGGAGAACUGUCUUGGGAAGAAAUGCGAAGAGUUGGGGUGAGGUUGGCCUGUUCUACCUGAUCUUCUACUCCUGCCUGGCAUGUUUCUUCGCCAUCACCCUGAUUGUCUUCUACCAGACUCUGAGCUGGGAACAACCAACCUACUGGGCCGGCAAAAACUACAUGAACAUCCCUAGUGUGGGGUUCCGCCCUAACAUCAGAACCGAGGGUAACAUCGCCUUCAACCCCACCCAAGCCAAGUCCUACGACAAGUACAUUAAGAUGCUGGACAGCUACCUGGCACCGUACAAUAACGCGACCGCGGACCCCUACGUAGACUGCACCUCAGGCAAAGCCCCCAAGGGGAAGCUGUGCCAGUUCGACAUCUCUCAGCUCGGCCCCUGCGCCACAUCUCCGUAUGGAUACGACCAGGGCAAGCCUUGCAUCCUGCUCAAGUUCAACAGGGCCUUUGGUUGGGAGCCUGUUGCCUACAACACCGUCCCUGACAGACUGGCCGCCAUGAACUUCACCAACGGUGCUGGUACCGUCCUGUGCAAAGGCAAGUACGCACCUGACAGGAACGCCCUGAACGGGGAUGACAUCAGCUACUACCCCCGCGAGUUCAGCCCCAACUACUUCCCCUUCGUGGGUCACAUCGGCGGGAUCGACGCCACCUCCAAGUACCUGAGUCCGCUCAUCGCCGCGCAGUUCAACAACGUCACCACCAACCGUAACAUCCGCGUGCUGUGCGAGGCCUUCUCCGGGAACAUCCAGGCCAGCGACCGGACAGAAGACAUCGGGCGCUUGCAGAUCGACCUCCGCGUGUCCGCCGGAGCCAACUAACGAUUGCUUUCCCCUAGAAGGUUGAUGAAUAACUAGGGUUUUAGCGUAAAGGGGGGAGGAGUGGACUAAGGAUGUAUUUAUUCCUGUUCUAGGCCACUGAUUGUGUUCCACAGUGCAUGUUUGCAGGAUUUCACAAGCUACUGUAGAUAACAGCAUCAUACAUAAAGGUCCAGACAUUAUGGACAAACACCAAAAAAGUAUAUAGAGAAGAGUUAACCACUGUUGAACCCAAAGUUACUGAUAUCCUUGUUAGCAUGAGAAACCUCUAUAGUAGACCAAGCAAGCAAACAGUUCCUAUCCAACAUUGUGUGGUGUAAGCUGCACUAAAGAGUUAAGGGGAACCGAAAUGCAAUUCCCAAGCAUUGUAUACACUUGUAGAAUUAUAGAACUUACCUGUUUUCCAUUCAUAUCCACAUGUAAAUAGAAAAUUCAGGGCCCUUUUUUUUUCUUUUUUUUAAUUUUUCCUCUCCCAUGGAGAAUGAAUCGCUGCUCCCCCUAGAGAUUCCAUCGUGUAGUGCACCUUCGUAUGUACAUUAUAUAACCCUCCUCCUCUCGUAGGCAGUACACACACUUCAAACACUUAUCAAUGAAUUGUCUAAGAUGUAAAAUUCACUGUUGUGACUAGGCUGAUUCUUCUGUCAGUCUACAGAGUACAGCUAAAUACAGAAAUGAAUAACAGUUCUUGGUUUAUGGAUGGAAAUGUUUUAUUUCCCUGUAAUUUUGAGUACUUGUAUGAACUGUGAUGCUUGUGUAAUCUAUGUACGUGUACCCCAGAAACAAACUUAGGUGGCCGCUGGCCAUUUAAAGGUAAUGCGGCCGUUGAAUUUUGCUCUUACGUAGGGGGCGUUUUUUAAACAUAGUGUUUACCGUGUGUAACAGAAUGUAACUAGUCAAAACAGCUCCUAACAACCAGCUAUGUCAAAUUGCAAACCUCUGAAAGAAAAAGAAAACACAACCGCUCUAAUGAUAUUACUAGGUUGAGGCUUUGUCACGUAGAUAAAUAUGUAGAUAUAUUAUAUAUACGUGUCUGUAUACCACCCGGACCUGACCGUAGCUCCUGCAAGAGUUUGCGUUCCUUUCCCUGUAGUGUGUAGAUGGUGUUAGUAGCCUCCCUCUCUACAGAGUUUGAUGGGAUUUUAGACAAUUUAGAUUGACUGUGUCUUCCCUGUAGGGAGGGAGACGUUGGUGUAUGUAGACAAGUCUUAUAUGCAAUCUACCACUCGCUUCUCUUGGGUUUGUUAGCACACGUAGUCGGUGGGUCGGUUGAUUUCUCAUGUUAUUAAAGUAGCGAGGGAAGUAGUCAAGUAAAAGGUUAAUUGAUAAAAAAAAAUGUGGAUCUUUUCGGAUUCUUCUAAGAUGCAAUGAUUUUUAUGUGGAGGGACGCAGCGUAUGGCGGCAUGGUUGGCACCUGACAAACAGUUUGUGGUUCUCACUUUUUGUAUUACCGGAAAUGCAUCUCGAACAAACGUAGAUGUUGCGAGCAUAAUGUCUGUAUGGAUGUACCAAGUCUGUGAAAAAGACAAGAAUCUUCUUAUUGUUGUAUUCCAGUGUAUCCAAGUUUUUCGUAGCAAACGGUAUCUUGGACAUGUUGUUUUACAUUUGCUCUGUACUGUACUGUACUUUUGGAUAGGAGAAUUUUUUUUCACAACUUGCUUUCUACCUCUGUUGUCAGGGUGGAUGUUCCGUUUGGAACAUACCAACCAAAAUUCCUGUGGGAACAAAGAUUUGGAAAAAGAUUGUCGCAGACGCUGUCUGUAGCAUCGCAGUAGGCAUAUUUUGGUCUGUAUAGUAUGGAGUGAUGUUCUAGCGAAGUUUUUCCGCAAUUUUAACCAUACAGGUGUCCCAGUCAUGCCAUUGUCGGCUCUCUCCACUUUAAAUACUCCCCUUGUUUUCCCCAGCAUGUUAAUGUGUUUGAAUUGAGAUUAUAACUUUUUUUUCCUAGUUGAAGAUUUGUAUUUUGCACCAGGAGACAUUUCUAAUCGGACACUCCUUUUGCCUGUAUCAAUUUUCUUUCAUUUUUGUACCGGCACUUUUAAUUUUGUGGCUGUUGAUUACUUUAAGCAAGUGUUUGAUGAAUUUUAAUUGAAUAAAGUUCCCAAUAAAAAAAUCCA
Messenger RNA from Branchiostoma floridae (Florida lancelet), 3091 nucleotides. Its product is annotated as sodium/potassium-transporting ATPase subunit beta-1-like. Gene Ontology annotation, cellular component: sodium:potassium-exchanging ATPase complex. The transcript has 6 exons. Gene Ontology annotation, molecular function: ATPase activator activity. Gene Ontology annotation, biological process: intracellular potassium ion homeostasis; potassium ion import across plasma membrane; intracellular sodium ion homeostasis. Lineage: Eukaryota; Metazoa; Chordata; Leptocardii; Amphioxiformes; Branchiostomatidae. The record is from RefSeq and is a predicted model, not a curated record. The coding region runs from base 57 to 980 and encodes 307 amino acids.